UGUAUUGCUAUCGCCAUCGGUCUACAUUUUUUCUAUUUAGCUAGCUUAAUGUGGAUGAUGAUGGAAGCGAUAUUAUUACUACAGAAAAUCACGUCGAUGAGACGAAAACUAGAUUUAAGACUUAGGCGAUACUAUUUUAUACUAGGAUGGUCUCCUCCAGCAGUUAUUGUUGCGAUAUCAGUUGGCACGGAUGUAAAUGCAUAUCAGAAUUCAGAUUAUUGUUGGAUAAAGAAUGCAAGCGGUCAAAUGUGGUUUUUCGUUGGACCUGUCAUGUUAAUAAUUACGUGUAACUGUGCUAUUGCUGUUACUGCGAUGAAAUCCCUUUACUCUAUUACAGCCAUGAUUCAAAAGACCGAACUUCAAAAGCUUAAAGUCGGAAUAAAAGCCGUAACCUCUUUGAUCUUCCUAUUUGGGAUAUCCUGGAUAUUUGGUAUCUUAUAUUUCUCAACUAAUCAACUUGUUUUCGGCUAUCUAUUUACGAUCAUCAAUAGUCCACAAGGAUUCUUAAUCUUUUACUUUCAUUGCUUUACCGAUCGUGACGUAAGUUUUUCAUAG
Molecule: messenger RNA, 555 nt
Organism: Trichoplax adhaerens
Lineage: Eukaryota; Metazoa; Placozoa; Uniplacotomia; Trichoplacea; Trichoplacidae
Exons: 6
Biological process (GO): cell surface receptor signaling pathway; adenylate cyclase-activating G protein-coupled receptor signaling pathway
Cellular component (GO): membrane
Molecular function (GO): G protein-coupled receptor activity
Source: RefSeq, a predicted model, not a curated record